Molecule: messenger RNA, 555 nt
Organism: Dichotomopilus funicola
Lineage: Eukaryota; Fungi; Ascomycota; Sordariomycetes; Sordariales; Chaetomiaceae
Product: phosphatase inhibitor-domain-containing protein
Exons: 2
Coding region: 1-555 (184 amino acids)
Cellular component (GO): nucleus
Molecular function (GO): protein serine/threonine phosphatase inhibitor activity; protein phosphatase 1 binding
Source: RefSeq, a predicted model, not a curated record
AUGGCGCCCGUCCCGCAAUCCCGACAACAACAAGCACCCCGCCCCGCUCCCAGCCAGACGGAGACCACAUCAUCCACCAGUCCUCAAACCCACGCACCACCACAAGCAAUCCUCCGUUUGCGCGGGGCCCAUGCGCCCACAAGGCGAUCAGUACAAUGGAGCUCCGAUGUGGUCGACAACGAAGGGCUAGGGCGAAAGAAAUCCAAAGUAUGCUGCAUCUACCACCGCCCGCGCGGCGUGGAUGAAUCUAGCGAUGAAUCCUCCUCCGACUCUUCCGACUCCGAUUCCGAGUCCGACGGCGGACGACGGGGCGAUAGCGAUCACCAAAACCGUGGGAACGGCCACAACCAUAACCAUAACCACGGCCACGACCACGAGUGCGACGGGCAUCACACGCGUCGCGGGAGGGGAGGUGAAGGCAGCAAGAGGCGGCCGAAUCGCCAGCCGAGCCCAAAUGCGUAUGAGAAGAUGCCCAAGUACGAUGUUCCCAGGAAAGAUGGGGGCGACGGGGGUGAUCAGGGAAAAGGGAAGGGGAAGGGGAUGACGGGCUCAUAG